UUAAAUCCCAGCCGUCUAUUCUUCACUCUCUCUCUCCUCUCGGCCGUCCUUCGCAGGAACGAACCUCAAACCUUCACUGGAUCAGACACUAUAACCGAAGUGAUCAAAUCAAACCCUCGUCUACGUUUCACCUACAGUACAUAGUAAACUUGUAAUUUUCCAGAUAUCAAUGGAUUCAGAUCAGGGGAAGCUAUUUAUUGGAGGGAUUUCUUGGGAGACAAAUGAGGAGAAACUGAAGGAGUAUUUUCAAGGCUAUGGAGAAGUCGUUCAGGCCGUUGUUAUGAGAGAUAAAAUCUCUGGGAAGCCCAGAGGGUUUGGCUUUGUUGUAUUCGCAGAUCCGAACAUUCUUGACACGGUUCUUCAGGAUAGACAUGUUAUUGAUGGCCGCACGGUUGAGGCUAAAAGAGCUUUAUCAAGAGAGGAACAACAGGUUUCAAGAGUUGGAAAUUCUGGCGGUGCAAGAAACUUUGGAGGUGGUGGAAGUACCAGGACCAAAAAGAUAUUUGUUGGAGGUUUACCACCAACACUGAGUGAGGACGGAUUCGGACAGUAUUUUGAAGCUUAUGGAAUGGUAACUGAUGUGGUAAUUAUGUAUGACCAGCAGACCAACCGUCCACGUGGAUUUGGGUUCAUAUCAUUUGAUUCUGAGGAUGCAGUAGACAGGGUUUUACACAAGACCUUCCAUGAUUUAAAUGGUAAGCAAGUGGAAGUGAAGCGAGCUCUUCCUAAAGAUGCCAAUCCUGGUGGGGGCGGCCGGUCUAUGGGUGGUGGUAGCGGUGGAGGAUAUCAGGGUUAUGGGUCUUCUAUGGGCAAUUCAAGCUCUUAUGAUGGUCGAAUGGAAUCCAACAGGUACUUGCAGUCACAACAUGCUAAUGGUGGUUAUCCAUCAUAUGGUUCGUCUGGGUAUAAUGCACCAGGUUACGGGUAUGGCCCAACAAAUAAUGGCGUGGGUUAUGGCUAUGGAAAUUAUGGUGGUCCUGCUGGGGGAGGGUACGGAAACCCUAAUGGUCCUAAUGCCGGAUAUGGUGACCCUGGAAAUGCUCAAAGAAGUUCAUGGGGUUCACAGGCUCCUUCUGGAUAUGGCUAUGGAAGCUCUCAAUGGGGUACUACUGGCAGCGGCGGUAGCUCGGCUACUGGUCAACCUCAAACUGGAGCUUCUGGGUAUGGGAAUCAAGGUUAUGGUUAUGGUGGAUAUGGUGGGAAUGAUGGAACUUACGGAAACCAGGCUGCUUAUGGUGCUGUUGGUGGGCGUGCUGGAAGUGGUCCAAAUGGUAGCUCUUCUGUAGGAGAUCUUCAAGGUGGUUUGGGUGGUUAUGGUGAUGGAAGUGGUAACUAUGGAGGUGGCUAUGGUGCUGCUUCAACUCGAUAAGCUCAGCAGCGACGAUUUAUUACUUGAUUCUCUCUACAUAUCCUUGUUGGAGUCUUACAAUUGCAUGAGGUCCAAUUUGUGGCGCAGAGUAGGUGGCUUUUACAAUGUCACCUAAACUAUACUUUUUUUGCUGCCCAUAAUAAGUCUUGGUUAAGUAAUAGAGUUAGCUCAAUCUAUCUUUUCUUUCUACUGUAGUUUUAAAUUUGCUUGCUUAUAGCUUAGCUGUGUUGGAAUCUUCUCUUAUCGGAAUGUUUGAGAUAUAGUAGUUUGUGUUGAACUUUCUGUGAGUUAAUUGCAAGUAAGGUAUCGGGCAGUGAUGCGAAGUUAGUGAUUGAACUCCAGCCUUCUUUUGCUGGGUUUAUUUGAUAUUGAAGCUUCAUGAUUAUUACAUUUCA
Sesamum indicum (sesame) is the source of this 1764-nucleotide messenger RNA. Its product is annotated as heterogeneous nuclear ribonucleoprotein 1. NCBI's taxonomy places the organism in Eukaryota, Viridiplantae, Streptophyta, Magnoliopsida, Lamiales, Pedaliaceae. Gene Ontology annotation, molecular function: RNA binding. The record is from RefSeq and is a predicted model, not a curated record.